Molecule: messenger RNA, 652 nt
Organism: Arabidopsis arenosa
Lineage: Eukaryota; Viridiplantae; Streptophyta; Magnoliopsida; Brassicales; Brassicaceae
Source: the annotation of a GenBank genome assembly
UUUAAACAACCAAACAAUACGAAAGAGCACAAGCUAUUAACAAUGGCAUCCACAUGCACCACCGCUAACCUCCUCCUCCUCACGAUGGUGGUGGUUGUGGCCACUGCCGAUUACUAUGCGCCACCAGGCCCACCACAACCUUACGUUCCCAAACCAACUACCACCUACACAUCACCGGUUAAGACUCCAUACUUGCCAAAACCAAACCCUGACAUGGCCAUCGAAGGUUUCAUCUUGUGCAAAUCUGGCUACAAAACCUACCCCAUCCAAGGGGCCAAGGUUAAGGUUGUGUGUCCUAUCGUGGACUCACACGGAAAGCUAGUGGCUAAGGUGAAGAACAUCAGUAGCUGCAAAGUGAAGCUCGAGAGCUCUCCGGUCUACACAUGUAAGACUCCGACCAAUGUCAACAAAGGUGUCACCGGAGCUCCACUCUCUCCCGAAAACUCCAAGUUCCUUAGCCACGACAACUUGACCCUCUACACCCUUGAGCCUUUCUAUUUUUCUAGCCCCGUGGCUCCCAAACCCGUUUACUAGGGAUCACAAUCAAUCAUUAGAUCGCGGUUUAUAUAUGUUUAUUUUCAUUUUUUUAUUCUUGGCUAUGCUCUUACCAUGUUGAUGAAUAAUAAUCCAUUAAUGAAAUCAUCAUUAGUUU